This is a messenger RNA of Penicillium antarcticum, 501 nucleotides long. RefSeq lists its product as uncharacterized. The transcript has 2 exons. The record is from RefSeq and is a predicted model, not a curated record. Lineage: Eukaryota; Fungi; Ascomycota; Eurotiomycetes; Eurotiales; Aspergillaceae. The coding region runs from base 1 to 501 and encodes 166 amino acids.
AUGGGGGAGGCAGAGGAAGGCGGGGAGGAGCGGCACAGAGACAGAAGAGGGCGGGCGCUGCACGAAGACGCAAUCGCCGCGCCGACCAUGGAGUUCAAAGCGCCGCACAAGGUGACAAUCCCCGAAUUGGUGGCGGGUCUACACCAGAUGGAACUGGCUCGCGAUGUUAUUGAUCAGGAAGGCGACACGUUUGAAUUUUAUGCUACCCGCCUCGUCGCCGCCGUGGGCACUCAGAUAUUCUCAUACAUGAUCGAUAGUGGAGUUCGAUACGGCUACAUCUGCACUGGGGAGGCUUUUGUUUUCCUCCAUAUCCCAAAGGAUGAUCCCACAGUUGUUCAAUAUUUCUUGUGUAUCCCGAAUCAAGACGUGCAGGCGGACGAUGAAUGGCGCCUCCACCGGACCGCCAUCGGUCAGGUGCUUGCGUUCACCCUUCAAGCGCUGGCCGCGGAAGCUCCGUCUCAAGAGUGGCAUGAUACGGCACAAGACAAGCUAACGACCUAG